AUGGCUGAAAACGUUCGAUCGGUUUGCGAAUCCGGGUCGAUCGGCGUAAUUGAGUUUCCCCUGUUGUUCUGUGUUCGUCGUGCUCUGCAGCUUGCUCUGCGAUCUCCGAGUGUGACUGACUCACGGCAGGUGUGUCAGUGCUCCUGGGGCGUACAUGAUCUGAGUGCCGGCGAACAACCCGGUCGUCCGGAAGCUGCAAAUCGUUUUGACUUCCUGAAGAAUCGAGCACAGUCGCCGGCUGGCAACAUUGUUCAUGCGGUAACCUGGUGUAAACAUGUUGAUGGUCCUGAAAUGUAA
Messenger RNA from Dicrocoelium dendriticum, 297 nucleotides. Lineage: Eukaryota; Metazoa; Platyhelminthes; Trematoda; Plagiorchiida; Dicrocoeliidae. The record is from the annotation of a GenBank genome assembly.